Messenger RNA from Clunio marinus, 414 nucleotides. The record is from the annotation of a GenBank genome assembly. NCBI's taxonomy places the organism in Eukaryota, Metazoa, Arthropoda, Insecta, Diptera, Chironomidae.
AUGUUUGUCAUAUUUAUGAGAGAUAAAAAAUAUUGUCGUGUAAAAAUUCGGAAUUUGCUAAACAAUUUGACAAACUUAAUAGGAAAUGUUUGUAAAUUAGGUCCCAAUAGAAAUAGAAAAUCGAAAUUUAUUCCCAAACAAGCAACUCUCAUUAAUAAUCGUUCGCAAAUGUUAAAGCAUGCGAAAGAAGGGAAGAUUGAAGAGACAAGUUCAUUGGUGUUGUCAGAUGAGAGUCACCUGCUGUUCUUAAGACUUACACAUCAUGCAAGUCAAGCGCAAAUUACCCGAAAUAUAUUUAUGGUGUGGAUGGCUUUUUGGAAUUUUCUCAUCGACAAGGCUUCAUGUGAAAAACCUUUUAAUGUUCUGAUCAUCGAGUGCAUAAUGAAAGGAACAUAUGGUUUCGUGUAUGGCUAA